This is a messenger RNA of Bactrocera latifrons, 3486 nucleotides long. It is a transcript of the gene hid, whose product is annotated as cell death protein hid. NCBI's taxonomy places the organism in Eukaryota, Metazoa, Arthropoda, Insecta, Diptera, Tephritidae. The coding region runs from base 1034 to 2065 and encodes 343 amino acids. The record is from RefSeq and is a predicted model, not a curated record. The transcript has 5 exons.
AACGAAGCAAGUAAGACGUGUUUGUUGGUUGGUGGUUAACACUUUAACGCUGGUUUUGUUUUUUGGGAACACUCUGCUGUACGCCAAAACGCCAACCCAACAACGCAACACCAAACGACAAUUCAAAGUGCAGACGUACGCUCGCGUGGGUGUGUGUGUGUGUUCAUAUGUGCGUGUGCUUCAGCAAAUAGACGCGAACUUGCAAAAGUUGAUUAGUGCCAAAACAACAAUAACAUUAAGAAAAGUAAUAAGUAACACAAAACCAAUUGAAGACGUGCUAAAUACUUCCAGUUAAUUGAACGUAAUAACAAAAACCGUUAAAAUAUAUUGUUUAAAAAAUUUUUCGAAUUUCGUAAUGUUCGAAAAAAUUGUAAACAAAACGAUUUGUAAGUAACUAAAACUUUUAAGUGCGAAAUUUGCCUGUUGCAGCAAAUUUAAAAAUAUAAAAAGCGAAAAAUAUCAACAAAGUGCUGUGAAAAUUUAAUAAUAACUUUUUGAGUUCAAGUUUGAGAGCAAAAGGAAUUUCACAAUUGCACGCAAUAUUUAGAAACAAUUUGCCAUAAAGCGUGAGAACAGUGAAAAUCAUUUCGAUUGCAGACAAGUAUUAAAAAAGUGCUGAAUUAUACAAAAUAUCAAAACAAAAAUCAAAAAUCAAAAAGUGCUAAGAAAAAUUAUAACAAAUCAUAAAACAUUGAAAAUACAACACAACAAAUACUAAAUUGCAAAUACAUAUAACUAACUGUAAGAGACAACUCUGUUGCGCGAAUAAUCCUGUGCGAGCGCGAUCCCCACACUACCGCCCACAUUGCUGCGCAGGUACGCCGAACAGCAGCAGCAGCAGGUGUGUGUGCGCACUUAUGCAAAUGCAACAGUAACAACAAAGCGUGAAGAGAGAAAAGAAGCAAUAAUAGCAAAGAAACUCACAACCACAGAAAUAAGAAAACACUCAGCCGCAAAGCGUGCAGCAAAAAUCAGGGAAAUAAAAAACAAAACAAAAAAAAAAAAUCGAAAUUAAAUCACAAAAACUGAAACGAUGGCUGUUGUCUUUUAUAUGCCCGAGGGCGGCGGCGAUGACUCUGCAUCGUCAUCGAGUGGCGGUCACGGCAGUGCGGGCAGCGGCAGCGCUGCUUCGUCGACAUCACAAUCGCCCAACACAACCACAUCGGCUACACAAACGCCCAUGCAGAGUCCGCUACCGCCGCAUUUUAUGAUGGCCUUCUACCAAUAUAUGAAUGCUACCGCCUUCCAGUAUCCCCCACCAGCCAGUCCAUGCUGUCAAGUGCACAGUCCCUCACCAUACACAGGGAGUGGCAGCGGUGGCGGCGGUGGUGGUGGUGCCGGUGUCGGCAAUGGCGAAGUUUUUUUCCCACUCAGUCUUAGUACACCACGUACACCACGUACCAGCGUCAGUUAUGCGGCUGGCGAAGAGAAUACCUUCUUUCGUCAUCACAACAUCAGUGGCGGUUGCAGCAACGCAUCACACCUACAACCACCGCAAUCGGCACCACCAAUGCCGUCGAGUAGUCACAAUGGUGCACAUAGUCAACCAGCGCCGCAACAACAAUACCAACAAUAUACAUAUCCAUAUUAUCAAUAUACACCACCGCCGACACCGCUCACCGCCAAUGCGAGCACCUGCACCGGCAAUGUAUUCGGGGCGACGGAAGCGACAACGCACCAACGCGGUUGUGUGGCAACAGCGUCGACAUCCACAUCGACGACAUCGUGCGGUAUGGGCGGACAUUCGCGUUUGCAUCGCAGCCUCUCAGAUGCGCAGAAGCGCUCUCGUCGUACGUCAACCACCAAUGAUGAUGAACGCGAGUAUCAUAGCGAACACGAGACCAGCUGGGAUGAGUUCGAUGACCGUUAUGAUAAUUUUACCGCCGGCCGUGAACGUUUGCAGGAAUUUAAUGGACGAAUACCGCCACGAAAGAAGAAAAAGGAUGUGCCAAAAUCAAAGUACGAGAAGAAGGUGAGAGAAAGACCAUUCAAGGGUUUUAUCUGGCCCACUGUCGUCACAGUCAUCGUUGUUGCAAUCGGUUGUGGCUUCCUUGUUACGCGAUGAGUGCAACAAAAGUGAAGUUCCAGCGGCAAUAGCCUCAGCAAUACUUACAAUUUAAAAAGCAAGCAGCAGUGAAGCAAUGCAGAAAAAAAGCAUAAUUAUUUACACUUAAAGAAAAAAUACAAAAAAAUAAUAAAUUUUGAGAAAAACUUUAAAAACAAAGCACAAAUGAAAAGUGUUAAAGUGUGCGGAAAGCAGAAUGCUUUUGCCGUUUUCAUAGCAAUAAAGGAGUACGAGAGAGAAAUAUAUAAAGGUGAAGAAAUUUUCGCCAGAAAUGUGGAACGUGAAACUGUUUAAAGAAGCGCAAGUCGCGCGUGGAACGAAGCGAAGUUACGCCGGCCAGUUUUAAAACGACUCCUUGAGGAGUGGCUUGAGAGAGAAAUCUUUUCGAGAGUGAAAUUUCUAGAAUUUGCGAAUCGACUAGCGAAAAAGCGCAUCAAACCGCUACAAUUAGAGUGAAAGAGAAAGAGGUGAAAGAAGGAAAGAUAUGGCGUCAAAGAAAGAGAGAGAGAGAGAGAUAUAUAAGCGAGCAAAGCGCACAGUGUGCGACAACGAAACCGAAUUUUUAAUCAACGAAGCUUUUCUUACACACCACAAACUCCAAACGAAAUCAAAGUCGAAAACGACGUAAUUAAAGCGAACAACUAAUAUUUUUUUACACCAGCAAAGCAUAUUUUUGUACAAUGUACUCAUUUAUAGUGGAUAUACAUAUGUACGCAGACGAGUAUUUGACUAACAAAUCUCUGCCGUAUUUGGACGUGGAAAUUUCGCAUCUAGUAUACUUGAUAUGAAUUUGAACUGCCGUUAAGUGUAAGCCACUUUGUGCUUAAACAAAAUAUUUUUCUAACGAAAAUUUUGUACGUUUUUUAUUCUAAAUGUGUAACAGAUAAGACUGUUCGAUAUUGAAAGGCAGCAUUUGUACAAAACACAAUUUAAAAAUAAAGAAACUAAGACAACAAGGCAACAUUUUUAUAAAAAAUUAUAUUCAAUAACUAAAUAUAUUCUACAAUUUUGAUAAAAAAUCAGACUAACAGUAAAUUAAUUAAAAAAAAGAACUCAAUGCUAAACUUUUGUUUCAUACUAACAACUGAAAAAUGGCUAAUUUGGCGUACGGAACACAGUUUUUUCCAUACAGAUGCGCAUAUUUUUGAUAAAGAAUUUUAAGGACUUUUACAAAAUUACAAAAUAUCUUUUUUAUAUAAAAACAAACUGAAGAAAAACAGCAAAUUACAAAACAAUAAACUAAUAUUGAAAUAAAAAUUCGGGUUUCCGAAAGCGUACAAGUUUUUUCGAAACAAGAACUUUGGCGCAAUAUUUUUGAUAAAUUUUAUAAAUAUUUUUGUAACCGCAUAUAAAUAUGUAUGUAGGUAUGAGAGUAACUGAAAUACCAACAAUUUUUGCUAAGAGGUUUACAAAUCAAAAAA